UUUGGGACAGCUUCACACAACAUCUCUUUUGCCGCAACCGGGAAACUACUUAAACUGCAACUUCUCUACCAAAUAAUUUUAACAGAUACAGUAAGCGUAACGCAUUCAGACAUGGAGGACCAACAAAGAUAUCGCCACUAUUCUUUCUGUCACACCUGCUCAAGAAUAGAAAACAGAAGAAUUAAGAUCAGAAGAACGCCCUCCUCGAGUCGAGUGCUGAUGUUUAUGAUGGCACUGGCGCUGUACUUCGUUGAAAUGGCUUCGGCAGAGACGCUGUGUGGCGGAGAACUGGUAGACGCACUGCAAUUCGUCUGCGAAGACAGGGGCUUCUAUUUCAGUAGGCCACCCAGCAGGGCAAACAGCCGGCGCGCCCAGAAAGGAAUAGUGGAAGAGUGCUGUUUCCAGAGCUGUAACCUGCUGCUGCUGGAGCAGUACUGCGCCAAACCUGCCAAGUCAGAACGAGACGUCUCCGCCACGUCUCUCCACGUCAUACCCGUGUUACCGCCUCUAAACAAGGACAUCCCAAGGAAGCCUCUGACCGUGAAGUAUUCCAAAUACGAAGUAUGGCAGCGGAAGGCCGCACAGAGGCUGCGGAGGGGUGUCCCCGCCAUCCUCCGGGCCAGGAAGUUCAGGCGACAGGCGGAGGACGUCGAGGUGCAGGAGCAGGCCGACUUCCACAGGCCCCUGAUCACCCUCCCCAGCAAGCUCCCGUCGGCCACGCUGGCCACAGAACGCCACAUCAGCCACAAAUGAAACCGGGGAUUGCUUGCACAGACAAGAGCUGGAAAAAAAACAAGGGGAUUAUAGCUUUGCUUCUGACGUCAUUUCUGUGGCGGUCCUCUAGAGCGCCUCCCCUCCACCUCUCUUCCACUCAGACAUGCACACGUGGUCCUGUCUCAGCUCUCUCUCUCUCUCUCAUAAUCUCAAACACAGACGCACACAAAUGAUGUAAAAAAAAGUGUCAACAAUUAGAAGGAAGGCAAUUCAGGUGGAUCCUUUAAAAAAAGACAAAAAAGGAAAGAAGAAGGAUGAAAGAGAUUUAUGGCUUGGCAAAUGCUGAAGAGGAAGGGGACACAAGGCAAAACGGCUUUCAUUUGGGGAAGAAAACAAAACGUGAACAACAGCAAGCAGAGAAAACUUCAUUCCAUGCCAAUUUCCUGAGAUCAAGAGCAUCUCUCUUUAGUUCAUUUCUUAAUAGUUUGCACCUGUAACUAUACAGAGGGAUAUCCACACUGUAAGGAAUUUGUUAAAAUUAGAUUCCUGUUCCAGCACCUUUUAAUCACAAACAAAAAAAGCAGAAAUAAAAGUCUGCAGAUUGCACAUUGCCACGGAUUACGUCAAAGUUUUUAAGUAAAGAAAAAAAGGCACUAUUUUUUUAUGAACAGUGAACGUGUAGCUCAAAAAAUGUCAUGGUGCUACCUUUGGGAAUGGACUCAAAGAAGAGGAAGUUGAAAAUGCACGCUUUUUGUUUCUUUGAAUAAUUAUUAAAACUUUCCGUUUUAGGGAAAGUGUGACUUUAAAAAUAAAAAAGCGAAGAGAAUUGCUCGGUUCUGGCAGUGCGAAACUGGGAUGUCACUGUCUGCAGAUAUGGCAGUGUACCACGAUGCAGUAUCCAAGCCAUGGCGGCAGCAGGUAGAUGGAGAAUAGCCUCCGCGCCAUCAGAAUGCUGCCAUGGUUCUCCGAAGGGGAGCAGUUUUGGUGACGACAAAGGGAUAAUGUGGACCCCUGGAUCACGAGCCCACUUCCUGUCUGCCUGUGCACCACUUCCUGUCUGCCUGUGCACGAACACUGUUUUGUGCCUGAGAAAGUGAGACACUUUGGGCACAGAGCAAGUCUGAUGUUUUUGUUCUUUUUUUUUUUUAAAAGAUGUUUUGAGACCCUGUCAGAUUGUGUUACCGUGACAUUCCUGUUUGCAAGAUAGACAUUUUUUCUGUUUCUUUCUGUUAUUUUUAUUGAUGUUGUUAUAUUAUUUUACAUUUCCUACAAAAAGGCACAAACUUCAAGUCAAAGGGAAAAAAACAGCAAUAAUGUCGACUAACAUUUUGUUUUUUAUAGUGUAUCGGUAGUAUUCACAUGCUUUUGCUUGAAAACAAAUACUUGAAUAUGUACUAUCAGUUUCCAGGGACAUCAUGUUAUUUUCUUUUAGUCGGAGCUGUAUCUUGCAAAAUGAGCCGCCAAGCUUUUUUUGUUGUUUAAAUACAAAUAAUGGCACUGUAUAAAGGCAUUAUUUAUUUUGUUAUAAAAUAUAUAUGAAAAUUUGUCCAAAUAAUAUACUUAGCACUGAUACGCAACUGACAGACUUAUUUUGUACUUUCUCUUUUUGCUUGUCAUGCGUUUUGUAGAUGCUUUGUACCAAAAAGAAAACAUUUUCCUUUUUCCUUUUCUUUUGCCACCAAGUUAAGUGAAAUGAAUAGCUGCAGUAGCCUGGAUUGCUUUGGCAUGUGAUGUCACAAAAUAGGCACAUAUUCUAAACACUCUCCUUCCCCUGGCUUUUGUCCCCAAAAAAAGGUUCUGUGUGAAUUAAAAAAAACGGCAGUGUUUGAGAUUGCCUGAACACACACAUUGGGUUUAUCGAUGUCUGCCCUGGAGUAAGCCACUUUAGUAUUCAUGUUUGUGGAAGAUGCAUUUUAUGCAAGCAUAGGCACGUGUGCAUGACAAACAGUUGAUGCUGUGUAUCUGUGUGUCUGAUCUGGUGUGUCUGGUCUGGUUCAGAAAAGGGGAGGGGGGUGGAUUAAUGCUCUUUUUGUCUCCAUUUGAUGUUGGGAGCAGUUUUUAUAAUGAGCAGGUCAGUACUGUGGCAGACUGGUCAUGCAUUAUGUGGGUGUGCUGUCCAGCAGAGCACUGCUGUUAAAGUAUGCUGUUAAAGUGACUCAGAAAGUUAUGGUCACCAUGUGUCUGCCAUCAGAGCCAUAUAUAAAAAUGAGAGCCAUUCUGUUGUGAUAUCUGAUAUAUGCCAUUCUUUCUUUACAAGGUGACCCAUACACAAAUAUUCUUUUCUCUCUCUUCAUAAGUUGGCUCAUAUCUGGCCAUACAUGAUUCCUAACAUACAAAUUACACCAAAAUUCCCCCACGUCAUGUUCCGUUGUCGACAUAUAUUUGAUGAAAUACAACCAUGGGGAAACAUCUACUGCGGUUGAAAAUACUCAGGAAAAGACAUGGUUAAUAGAUGAAAUGUAGUGAGGAUGGCUCAACGCCCUCUCUUGGAGUGUGUGGAUGACAGAGACUUCCUGGUUAGAGCUCACCGCGUGCAUCCCCCCUCCACCUGCCCAGUCCUCUGAUCUGAUCUAAUCUGGUUGCACCUGUGCCCAAAAUGUGUUUUCUUUUUUCUUUGCACACCUGCCACGUGAAGCGGACCUUGCUCAGUCCCUGCGGCCAAUUCGGGACAGAGGUAACGCUUAUGUACAGCCAAUGUCCUCUCGGCCUGCUUGUUUCUGCCCCCCCCAACCCCCCCCCAGACUGUGUUUGUCGGUGAGAGUGGGCUAGCGACAUGAUGCUCGUGUACCAGGAUGCUACUGCAGCCAAAUGGCACCAGCGGCUCAGAGGCCUGCUGCUCUAACUGUUGGACCUCCAUGUGUCCGUGCGCAUAUGUAGUACUGGUGUCUGCCUCUUUUUUGUUUGAUUGUUUGAUUUCAGUUGUGCCACAAAC
Molecule: messenger RNA, 3646 nt
Organism: Megalops cyprinoides (Indo-Pacific tarpon)
Lineage: Eukaryota; Metazoa; Chordata; Actinopteri; Elopiformes; Megalopidae
Product: insulin-like growth factor II
Exons: 4
Coding region: 112-753 (213 amino acids)
Cellular component (GO): extracellular region
Molecular function (GO): hormone activity; growth factor activity
Source: RefSeq, a predicted model, not a curated record